AUUGUAAACUGCUUUCUCAGGUUAUACUUGUUUGGUGCCUAGUGUGAUGUCACCAGAGACACGUGCAUUUGUUUAUGGAGCGCAGGUUGUUUUUAUAAGUUUUAGCUAACGUUAGCAUUUGUUUAACUACCUGGCUAUUAGCAAUCAUCUUUCAGUCUCGACGCGUUUAAUCUGGUUUACAAGACAAGUAAGUAUGCAGCUAUAUCUAUGGUAUUUACCGCGCCCUCCCUAAUGACGUGGUUCAACGUGCACGAGCAAAUAGGUGUUGGUUACGUGCUCGCUCUCGACAUCGAGCGCAGUGACGUAUGCUGUCCGCCGCCUGUUGGUCUUUCACAGUUGGUGACGAGUAUUAUGAAAAUGGCCUCGACCCUUCCCGUAAACGCGAAUAUCCAGAGAAGAUGACGACGCUGAGCUCACUAAGUCAGUCAAACACCAAAGUGUCUUCUUUGAACACGUAGGUAUUGAUAAGGAAAAUAAAAAGAAAGGGACUGUCGGCAGAGGAAUCGUCAAGAAAACACUCCGGACCGCAGUAUAUUUUCGACAGGCUGAGGAAUCACCAUGGAGGAUAUCAACUCUAACAUCAACGCGGACUUGGAGGUGCGGAAGCUCCAGGACUUAGUGAAAAAACUCGAGCAGCAGAACGAGCAGCUCCGGAGCAGGUCCACGAUGUUGUCUUCGUCCGGAGCCAUGUCGACGAACCACAGACCCCUGAGCGCCGGGUACGACUCGUCCGCCCUGACAGUGGGGAUGGCAGCCAGUCUGGCCGGCUUCCCUGGGGUGGGGUUCGGCGGUUCGGGCGGCUACGGUGGGUCGGUGGAGAACAACCGCUGCUCGAGACCCCGGCUGUCCUACGACGGCAUCAGCUUCAAGAGGGCGUAUGAGUGCGAGGGGGCAUCUGCUGCCACCUCUCUGUCUAGUAUGAACUCCCUUUACCCAGACAACGCCGGGGGGUUGACGGCUGACGGGGAAACCUCAAUUCUAGACGAAGUGGACAUCUUAGAUCUUGAAGACAUGGACUGUCUAAAUGAAGACGAGGACAGCUGGUUAUAUGAAUCAAAACUGAACAGUCCGCUGCAAAAAACCUUGAGUCCUAUAGUGUGGUGUCGGCAAACUCUAGACAACCCCAGUCCUGAGAUGGAAUCGGCCAAACGCUCGCUCAUCCACAGGCUGGACCUCACCCUCUCAGCCAACAAGCGCAGGAGCCUGUAUGGAAGCCCUUAUCUCCAGCAGAGCUACGGGAGCCCAUAUAGCCCAAAUGCAGCCAACAGCCCCUACAGCAGCGGCUUCAACUCCCCCUCCUCAACGCCCUGCAGAGUUCCCAUUGUCCGCCAGCAGCUGAUGCCCAGUAACUCUGUGCACCAGAGAAACGCAGCGGCGGAGAGGAAUCCUCCGGCGAUUAGUCCGCAGUCAUCAGUGGACAGCGAGCUGAGCACAUCGGAGAUGGACGAGGACUCAGUGGGCUCCUCGACUACGUACAAACUCAACGACGUCACAGACGUCCAGAUAAUGGCACGCAUGCAGGAAGAGAGUUUGAGGCAGGAGUACGCCGCCACGGCGUCCAGGCGGAGCUCCGGUUCUUCCUGCCAUUCCCUGCGGCGCAGCACCUUCAGCGACCAGGAGUUGGACGCGCACAGUCUGGAGGACGAGGAAGAGGUGGUGCACAUGUCCUUCGCCUCCAACUUGCCCUCCAGCCGUUUCAGUCCAUCCCCUCGCCAAUCCCCCCGUGUGUCCCCGAGGAACUCCCCACGCUCGCGCUCACCCGCCCGCUCCAUCGACUACGGCCACAGCCGGGGCUCGCCGCAGCCCAUCAUCAGCCGGCUGCAGCAGCCGCGCCACUCGCUGCAGGGCCACGGCCACGACCUGCAGACCAGCGUGGUUAAGAACGAAGAAAAGCUUCGCCGAAGUCUUCCCAACCUCACGCGCUCGGCCGCCGUGACGGCUCAGUCGCCAGAGCCGGUCAAGAACAGCCGCAGCUGCGAGUCCAACCUUCAAGUGCCAAACGGCGGCUCUCCCCGACACCAGGGCCAGUCUGCCACUGCUGCGCAGCUCCCGAGAUACUCCGGCACUUCUCGCUCAUCCCCAAAACCCAAACAGCUUCUCCAAAAGCCCACCGCCCUGCGAGUCCCCUCUCCCAGUAAACUCCGAACUCCAGCCACGCCAUCACCACUGGCUCUGAGGCAGCCUGUAAAGGCCACAUCCACCCCCAAUUCUGCCACCUCCACCCCGACCCGCUCGCUGGCUCCGCCCCGCAGUGGCCUUCCUCGACCGAGUGCUGCUGCAGGAGGAGGCAUCCCUCUGCCUCGCAGCAAGCUGGCUCAACCAGUGCGGAGAUCUCUUCCUGCUCCUAGAGCUUACGGCAGUACGGGCGACAACUGGAGAGAAGGUUGUUACUGAGCCGAGCCAGCAGGGGGCGCUCUCCGGCCACGCUCUCAACAGAAGGAAGGCGACAACACAACACGGCACUUUAUGUACCUACAUAAGAUUUUCCUUAAAGAGACAGACAAAUGUGUAUAAAUCAGAGUUUUAAAAAGGAGAGGAGAGACUCCACAGUGUGUCAAAGGGCAUCCAUCCCAUCGUUGUUCUCUGGGGGGACUGGCUCUGUGGGGGACGGGGGGGCCCUCAGGCAUCUAGUGCGGCCUACACAGAAAAUGCCAAAGAACCCAGAAGAGGACAUGCUGCCUGCAGUCAUGACUCCAUGCCCGGCCUCCCUCCCGCCUCCUCUGCUCUCCUGUCACCUCCCUCAGGUUGAAAUGUUUCCACACAUUUCUGUUCUUCUGCUCUGUGUUCAGCAGGUGUUGGUGUGUGAUCUCUAUGACGAUGGUGUGCAGGUGAACUGUCCCGUGACGUUAAGAGAAUUGUUUGAUGUCUUGCAACAGUGAAAGCACCUCUCUAGUGUGGGUUGAACUCUUUAAUCGUUCCUCUCAUAAAGUAAAAAAAAAAAAAAUAUUAUAAAGUCAGCCAGAAUGUAUGCAUAAGUUUGUUUUACAAAUUAUUUAUUCAAAUUAUUUAAGAAGCAUAUGUCCAAACAUCCAUAUCAGUAUUUUGAAUUAAAAAAAAAAGUUUUGUUUCUUGAGAAUGUUCAUUAUGAACCUCAGCUGCAAGCUAACUCUCCAAAGCCUCGUUUUUGUCUUGAAGAGUCAGAUAAGUUCUGGUGGAAAACCAGAGAGUGAGGGACUCCUCAGUUCUAUAACGCCCCCUACAGGACAUUUCUCACAGUGCUCAGCUAAAGGACAGCUUAUCAAUAAACCGAAGUUGUAAUGGUUUCCAGAAUCCGACUCGUUUUCUUUUUUGUUGUUAUGGAGAAGUUAUCACUGUCACCCAUUCAGCCGAUGCAACCAAGACAACUCUGAUGUUUCCCAGUGAUCUGUGUGUGUCGUUCAACAGGGGAAAAAUAAAAGGAAUUGAAAAUAAUUUGAAAGGUUUUGAUAGGCUUUCACGUGACGUGCUACAUGAAUCAAGAAAGGCAUGCCAGUGUUAGGACUGGUGUUUGGGUCUUUGCUUUGGUGGGUUUCUUCAACCAGUGCCUAUAAUUUAAAAUUUCACUUGAGUUUCUUUAUGAUUUGUGCCAAGAUCUUUUUUUUGCCAAUGAUGUUUUCAGCUUUGCAUCUAUGCCUGGUUAAUCUGCUUGCCUGUUUGUUUUUGUAACUAAAUCAACACACUUAACUGCUUUAAAAUGUUGCUUUUGCCUUUGUAUUUAUAUAUAUAUAUAUAUAUAAAAAUGCCGGUUCUGUAAAUGAAACUAUUUAUUAAAGAGAUGGGUGCCUCUGUCAAAGCUCAGAUUUGGUGGGAAGCCAGGAUGAAUGUUGCAAAAAGAAACAUAGCACACACUUUGUGUGAACCAUUUUUUGUUAAUGAACCUUUUUUUAUAGCCACAACCAUGACAUUUGGUUUUCCUGUGUAAAGUCACAUUUCAAAUAAAACUUUAAAAGUUUCUCCUUU
This is a messenger RNA of Gambusia affinis (western mosquitofish), 3939 nucleotides long. RefSeq names its product SLAIN motif family, member 2 (gene slain2). Gene Ontology annotation, biological process: microtubule nucleation; cytoplasmic microtubule organization; positive regulation of microtubule polymerization. The record is from RefSeq and is a predicted model, not a curated record. Lineage: Eukaryota; Metazoa; Chordata; Actinopteri; Cyprinodontiformes; Poeciliidae. The transcript is spliced from 9 exons. Gene Ontology annotation, cellular component: microtubule plus-end. The coding region runs from base 559 to 2394 and encodes 611 amino acids.